GUGCAUCUUAAGCAGCCCAUCCACAGACGAAUUUGUUCGACGAACUGUUCGUCGAACAAAAAUUUCAUUUGCCCACCAACGAGUGCGAACAUGCUCGCGAACAUCAUUUGUAAACAAUUUUCAUCGAGUAAACAUGUCAUCAGAGAUCGACCGCGACACAGUCAUUGCCUUGAUGGCAAUACAUGUUUGUUUGGAGGAAAAAAAAAAUAAGGAGGAAGUUAAAAAAAGAAAACACAGCAUAUGGAUGAAACAAUGGUAUGCAAAGCGCCAAAAGUUCACACAUACAAAACUCUUAAAGGAACUGAAAGAAAGUUCUCGGUUGGAUUUAAAGAAUUUUCUUAGAAUGGACGCUGAAACAUAUGCAGCUCUAUUAAAUUUGGUAGCUCCAGAAAUUCAUCGGCAGGAUACUACAAUGAGAGAAGCAAUAAGUGCAAAUGAAAGGCUUUCAGCGACUUUGCGCUUUUUGGCAAGUGGCCAAAGCUACGAAGAUUUAAAAUUUUUAACUGGAAUUUCUCCCCAGAGUCUUGGACGCAUAGUUUUCGAAACAUGUGGCGUAAUAAUUAAAAUACUUAAGCCGUAUAUAAAAAUGCCUACUAAUGAGGAUGAAUGGAAAGAUAUUGCGAAUGAAUUUGAAAAUCAAUGGAAUUUUAUUAACUGCAUAGGGGCCAUUGAUGGAAAGCAUGUGCACAUCAAAAAGCCAAAAACGUCAGGCUCGUAUUAUUUUAAUUACAAGAAAACGUUCAGCAUUGUACUGUUGGCUGUAGUUAACGCAAAUUACGAAUUUAUUUGUGUGGAAGUCGGAGCAAAUGGAAGAGCAUCAGAUGCUGGAGUAUUUGCCCAAUCGGAGUACAAAAGGCGCUACGAUGAGCAAUCCCUACGUAUACCCAAACCGCGGCAAAUUAAAAAUGCGUCAUAUGAACUACCAUAUGUGUUAGUAGGGGACGACGCCUUUCCCCUCUCAUCGAAUUUAAUGAAGCCCUACAGCCGCCAAAAGCUGGAAAAAGAGCAUCUCAUUUUUAACUACCGCCUUUCAAGAGCUAGGCGUAUAGUAGAAAACGCUUUUGGAAUUAUAAGCAGCAGAUUUAGGAUCCUUCUAAAUACUAUAUCCUUGCAGCCAGAAAAGGCUUCUGUAAUUGUUUUAUGUUGCUGCUAUUUACACAAUUAUUUGUCCAAGGAGAAUGCCCGAGUUUAUUUGCGUGGAGCAGCAGAUCCCGACAAAAUGUCUGACCAGCAAAUGGACGAUUUGAAGCCGUUGAAAGGCAGUAAUUAUACUGAUGAUGCCAAAGAAAUUCGCGAACAUUUUCGCGAAUACUUCAACACAAUUGGAGCAGUACCUUGGCAAAAUGACCGCAUUUAAUAUUUUAUAUUUUUCUAUAUGUAUACUUCAAACUUUGCUAAUAAAUAUAUGUUUAUAAACAAUUGUUUUUAUUCUAAA
Molecule: messenger RNA, 1435 nt
Organism: Musca domestica (house fly)
Lineage: Eukaryota; Metazoa; Arthropoda; Insecta; Diptera; Muscidae
Exons: 2
Coding region: 134-1357 (407 amino acids)
Source: RefSeq, a predicted model, not a curated record